Entelurus aequoreus (snake pipefish) is the source of this 1997-nucleotide messenger RNA. Its product is annotated as neural cell adhesion molecule 1-like. Gene Ontology annotation, biological process: cell adhesion. Gene Ontology annotation, cellular component: neuron projection; membrane. NCBI's taxonomy places the organism in Eukaryota, Metazoa, Chordata, Actinopteri, Syngnathiformes, Syngnathidae. Gene Ontology annotation, molecular function: protein binding. Bases 159 to 1997 code for a protein of 612 amino acids. The transcript is spliced from 14 exons. The record is from RefSeq and is a predicted model, not a curated record.
UGCUUCGGCUGCUGCUGUGCUGCCGCCGCCGCCGCUGCUGCUGCUGCUGCUGCUUGUCACUCAUUGUUGCGCGCAAUCCGUGCAAGGAGCACCGAGCUACAUCCUCUCAGCUGUUUUCUGAAAAAGAACAAAAAAAAAGGACACUAUCCGACCAAAAGAUGCUUCAAAUAAGGAUCCUCCUCUUGGGAUUGCUCUUCAUCAACUGCGCAGCUGCCAUCCAGGUGCAGAUCACACCACCGCAAGGGCAGAUCAGCGUAGGAGAUUCCAAGUUUUUCCUGUGCGAAGUGGUGGGAGACGCCAAAGACAUCGACUGGUACAAGCCCAGCGGGGAGAUGAUCCUGCCGAACAACCCCGACAUCCACGUCAACCGCAACGACGAGACCAGCUCGGCCCUCAUCAUCUACCACGCCGACGUGGACGACGCCGGCAUCUACAAGUGCGUGGCCAGGAGCGGCGACAAGGAGGCGCAGGCCACGGUCCAAGUCAAGAUCUUCCAGAAGAUCACCUUCAAGAACGUUCCCAGCCCGCAGGAGUUCAACGAGGGCGAUGACGCCGACAUCGUCUGCGACGUGAUCGGAUCGCCGCCGCCUUUCAUCCUGUGGAAGCACAAGGGCUACAUCAUCAAGGUGGAAAAAGACGUUCGAUUCCGCCACAUGGAGAAUGGCCACCUUCAGAUCCGCGGCAUCAAGAAGGUCGACGAGGGCACGUACACCUGCGAGGCUCGCGUCAUGCAGACGGGAGAGCUCUCCUUCAAGAUGAUCGAGGUGGUCGUAAACGUGCUCCCCACCAUCCGUGCCAGGCAGUCCGAGUUCAACGCCACCGCCGACAUCGGUAGCACCGCCCUCUUGGCUUGCGACGCAGACGGCUUCCCCGAACCCACCGUCACAUGGGCCUAUAACAACGUCGUCCUUGAGUCUGGCGAUAAGUACAGCCUGAACGAGGACGGCUCGGAGCUGCUGAUAAGGGAGGUGGUCAAAGUGGAUGAAGGAGAUUACACCUGCAUCGCCAGGAACAAAGCGGGGGAGACGAGCCAGGAAGUCAGUCUCAACGUCUUCGUUCAAGCUAAAAUCACCUACCUGAGCAACCAGACGGCGUCCGAGUUCGACGACGAAGUCACACUGACCUGCGAGGCCUCGGGCGACCCCACGCCGUCCAUCUCCUGGAGCUUCGAGAACAAGAUGUUCGCUGAAGGAGAGCAGGAUUCGUGGACGCGACCAGACAAAUACGAGAGCCAGGACAGAAACAUUGUUGUGCGAAGCCACGCCAGGGUGUCCUCCCUCCUCUUGAAGAAUAUCCAGUUCACCUACGCGGGACAGUACCUGUGCACCGCCAGCAACUCCAUCGGCCAGGACAACCAGCACGUGUACCUGGAGGUCCGCUAUGCUCCAAAGAUUCUGGGCUCGGUGACGACGUACACGUGGGAGGGAAACCCGGCCAACCUCAGCUGUGUGGUGGAAGCCCACCCGGCGGCUUCUGUGACUUGGUUCCGUGACGGCCUUCAGCUGCCCAGCUCCAACGCCACCAAUGUGAAGAUCCACAACACGCGGAGCGUCAGCUACCUGGAGGUUUCUCCUGAAUCCCAGAGCGACUUUGGAAGCUACAACUGCACGGCCAACAAUGUGAUGGGCACAGAGUACAAGGAGUUCCUCCUCAUCCAAGCAGAGGUGCCGUCUUCGCCGGAGAUCCAGCAGGUGGAGCCUUUCUCCAGCUCGGCCGUGGUGGAGUUUGACGAGCCCGACUCCUUCGGCGGAGUGCCCAUCAUCAAGUACCUUCUGGUGUGGCGCAAGCAGAGGCACCACGACUGGACCACCAUGGAGUACGAUGCCACUGAGGACAUGACCCGGAUCACCAUUGGGGGCCUGAAGCCCGAGACCACCUACGAGCUCAAGAUGUCCGCCAUCAACGGCAAAGGCGAAGGCGAGAGCAGCCCGACCAGCACGUUCCAGACCAAGCCAGUCCGUAUGUACUCCGUCCUCACUUUGAGCCCUCCGCAAUAA